This is a messenger RNA of Homarus americanus (American lobster), 1184 nucleotides long. Its product is annotated as probable glutamate receptor. The transcript is spliced from 7 exons. Gene Ontology annotation, cellular component: membrane. Bases 92 to 1132 code for a protein of 346 amino acids. Gene Ontology annotation, molecular function: ligand-gated monoatomic ion channel activity. Lineage: Eukaryota; Metazoa; Arthropoda; Malacostraca; Decapoda; Nephropidae. The record is from RefSeq and is a predicted model, not a curated record.
CGGAUAUUAAUUAUUCUACAGAUACAAAUACGUGGUUCCACCUGACAACAGUUUCGGCUCCAAGCAGACUGAUGGGUCCUGGUCAGGCUUGAUGGGCAUAGUGGUGAGGGAGGAAGCGGAGUUUUGUGCUGACCCGGUGAGUUUGUCUUUUGCACGGGCUGAAGUGGUGGAUUUUACCAUGCCACUAACUAUACUAUACUCAAGGAUCUUCGCUGGUCGAGGGCGGCCAGAAAUCGACCCGUGGGGCUUCCUGUUCGCACCUCUGGCGCCGUUAGUGUGGGUGGCCAUCCUGACGACAAUGUUGAUGCUGCCAGUCGUGAUGUUCCUCUUGUCUUCUUCAUUCUCUCGAAACGACUAUAAACAUGACAACUGGACAUCGAAUUCCUUUAGUUUAUUUCGUAUCUUACUGCAGCAAGACUACAUGGUGUCUGGAUGGUGGUGGAGGCGUCUUGUGUUCGCUGUUUGGAUGUUAAUGUCACUCGUGCUGGUCAAGAGCUACGCCGGGACUCUCAUGUCCGUACUCGCAGUAAGACACAUCGAACAGCCAUACCAAACCCUUCGUGACCUUUUAGACAGCCCCUCGACAACUAUGAUUUGGCAGAGCAACUCAAAGGUUGUUGAAUAUAUCAAGUCAGUGGAGUCUGGGAUAUACCGUGAAGUGGCCGAAACGGAGUCAAGGGGAGGCAUCAAGUACCAGACAUUGUUUGAGGUCUUCCACAGCGCCGACACCCUGGUGAGGCGAGGCGACCACGUUCUUAUAAACAACGAGAUCAUCAUUAGUAUGAUCGUUAGCCGAGACGUCUCUAAAACAGGUCGUUGUGACUUCUACUUGUCGAGAGAGAGGUUGCUGCCAUCUGCCUUAGCUCUCAUUGGUCAAAAGAACAGUCCUCUUGUUCCUGUAAUAAGUAGAAUGGUCAUGUCAAUAACUGAAGCUGGGCUGUACUACCAGUGGAUUAAACAACAAAUACCAAACUUCACAACGUGUUCCUUCCCUCCGACUAAGAUCACUGUCAGCACCUCUCUCUCCGUGGAAAACCUUUGGGGGAUGUUUGUGCUCCUAGUCACCGGACUGACUCUCAGCGCUCUUAUAUUUUGCCUCGAGAUCAUCGCCCAUCGUAUUUUUCCAGUAUAAAACUCCUCAUGUAGUGAAUAAAUGGUUGACUGACAAUAAAUAGUGCAAGCUU